Molecule: messenger RNA, 1602 nt
Organism: Paramecium tetraurelia
Lineage: Eukaryota; Ciliophora; Oligohymenophorea; Peniculida; Parameciidae
Exons: 2
Source: RefSeq, a predicted model, not a curated record
AUGAAUUUAAGUCUAAUAUCUGGAGAAUAAAGUUCAGAUGAUAGUGAUGAUUCACCUGAGUAAAUUUAAAUACACAGGGAAAGAAAACACCUGUCAGAAAUUGAUGUACUUAUUGCUACAUUAUAAAUUGAACCUAAAAAAAGAACUUGGCAACAAUUAAAGUUUCUUUGUGAUACUCUCGAAUCAAAUGUCCAUUAUUUUUCAUAAUUACGUAACAAGCUUACUACUUAAAUCCUUAUUAAACUAAUGGCUACAAUUUCACUAGAAUAAUUUACUACAUUUAAUGUAGUGUUUAAUUAGGGAGAGACUGGGAGAAAGAUGUAUAUCAUAUUAAAAGGGGAAGUGGCUGUGCUUAUAAAGACAGAUGAUCAAAAUGAAACAGUUCUAAAAGAGGAUAAUAAAAGAAGACGGGGCACAAGGACAUUCGAUGAAUUGAUUAUGCAUAGAUUUUCAAACUAUAGGGUUGUAGCCUAUAAAAAAUAAUAUGACUAUUUUGGUGAAAUAGCAAUUGAGCAAAGGAUUCCUCGCACAGCUACUGUAAUUGCCAAAGAGCCUUGUACUUUGGCAAUAAUAACUUUUGAUGCAUAUUAAUCAUUACUGAGCGAAUUAUAGGCAGAUAAUUUGUAAUUAAGACAAGUGGUGAUAGCUCGAAUGUAUCCCUUUAGUAUUUUGAAUGAAUAACAGUUUUAACAGAUCUUACACAAUUAUGAAGAACUCAAUAUACAAGGCGGUUGUUUGUUAUAUAGAGAACAAUAGAAUGCAGAUGCAUUAUAUUUAGUUAUAAAGGGAGAAGUGUUGGUUCAGAUUAAAGAAUUAGUUGACAAUGCAGCUGCUUAGAUUCAAGAACAAAAGUACUUUGUAAAUUUCUAAAAGUAACAGAGAAUCAAAAAUAUUGGUCUAUUUGGAAUAGGACAAAUUGUUGGUGAUUAUGAAUUGUAUUUAAAUAAGAAAUACAAACAUAAGUUGAUAAGAAGAACAAUUUCAAUAGUUAAAAGUGAUUCUAAAAUAAUUAGGAUUCCAAUUAAAUAAUUUUUAGAUGUAAUAGAACAUGGAUUAUCAGCAAAAUGGUUGUUGCGUUAUUUGAAUGAGAAGUAUGAAUAGAAGGAAUAGUUACCAAUAUUGUAAUUGAAGGAUGAGUAGGAGAAUAGGAAAGUACAAUCAUUCAUAUCACCUCAAUUCAAAAAAAUGAUACUUAGAUUGAAGAGACAUCAUGAUCAUAAUAAAAUCUCAAGUGAUCGGUACUAAUAGGUCAAUUACAAAUAAACUUUGGAAUAUGAUAACAAUGAGUAAUAAUUUACUGGAUUAAAGAAGGAAAUCAAUUAUUAAGAUAAAUCAGUGCUUAAAUACCUUGCAAAGGAUUAAGUGUUACAUAAGAGAAAGAGUAAUACUUUGACUGGAUUUAGUAUUGAGAAGUUUGCUUCAACUUUAAAAUCAAGAGUUAGGGUUACUAAAUUGUUAACUCAAAUAGAUGAAGAAUCAACUUGUUAUAGGUUUCAUUCUACUCCAACUAAAACAAAUGGAUUUUCAUUUAAACAGGCAAAAACUCUUACUAAUAUUCAAUCUCCAUAAUAUAAAUUCAACUAAACAUUCAAAUUGAAUUGA